AAUUAUUGAAGUACAUGGAAAAUCAGAACAAUGUCACAGAAUUUGUUCUCUUGGGACUGUUCAAGAGCCAGAAGGUUAAGAUAACGUGUUUUGUAAUCUUUCUGUGCUGCUAUUUUGCCAUUGUCUUUGGGAAUGUUAUUAUCUUCAUCACUAUCUUAUGUAGUCAUUUGAUCCAGCAACCUAUGUACUAUUUUCUCUGUCAUUUAUCUUACAUGGAUCUUGCCUAUACUUCCACUGUAGUUCCCAGACUACUCAGGGAUUUAAUUGCCAAGCAAACAUACAUCUCCUAUAAUAGUUGUAUCACUCAGCUUUUUGCUUCUCAUUUUCUUUCAGGCAUUGAGACGUUCAUUCUAGUGUCUAUGGCCUUUGAUCGUUAUGUUGCCAUUUGUAAACCUUUGCAUUACAUGAUAAUUGUGAAUAGACAGAGAUGUAACAUGAUGCUUCUAAUGGCUUGGGUAGUGGCCUUUUGGCAUGCCAUUGCCCAGAUGAUCAUGGUCAUUAGAUUACCUUUCUGUGGCCCUAAUCAAGUGGAUCACUAUGUGUGUGAUGUGAAAGCCCUCUUGAAACUUGUCUGCACUGACACACGCAUCCCUAAUAUCUUAGUCAUUGCAAAUACUGGAAUGGUUGUCUUAGCCACCUUUCUUGUCUUGGUGGCAUCUUACAUUGUCAUAUUAUAUAACCUUAGGAACCAUUCCUCCGAUGCUCAGCGCAAAGCCCUCUCAACUUGUGCUUCCCAUGUUAUGGUUGUUGUUCUGUUUUUUGUACCCUGCAUUGCCACAUACGUUCCACCUCCUAAUGCUAGCCAAAAUGAUAAGGAGUUCUCUAUGUUUUACACAGUCAUUGCACCUAUGAUGAACCCUCUCAUCUAUACACUAAGAAACACAGAGAUGAAAAAUGCUAUGAAGAAGGUGUGGUUAACAAAAUUGUUUUUGAUAUUCAAAUCAAGCAGAAUUGUAAUUUGA
Messenger RNA from Sarcophilus harrisii (Tasmanian devil), 962 nucleotides. RefSeq names its product olfactory receptor 4P4-like. The transcript has a single exon. Bases 15 to 962 code for a protein of 315 amino acids. Gene Ontology annotation, cellular component: membrane. NCBI's taxonomy places the organism in Eukaryota, Metazoa, Chordata, Mammalia, Dasyuromorphia, Dasyuridae. Gene Ontology annotation, molecular function: G protein-coupled receptor activity; olfactory receptor activity. Gene Ontology annotation, biological process: G protein-coupled receptor signaling pathway. The record is from RefSeq and is a predicted model, not a curated record.